AUGAUCAUCAUCACAAACAUUCUACCAAAAACGCUUUCUAUCAUAUUAAAAGAAGGAAGUACCAUAUCCAAUUCUGGCUGCUUCACCCAAAUUUACUUCCUUUCUCAAUCUGCCAUUACUGAGUCCCUUCUUCUCACUGUAAUGUCCUACGAUCGAUACUUGGCCAUCUGUCACCCACUGAGAUAUUCCUCUAUUAUGGACUUGAAACUUUGUGUUUAUCUUGUAAUUCCUCCCUGGCUACUGGGUUUGCUCUUUGCACUGCCCCAUAAUAUUAUUUUAAGCCAAAUGGCCUUUUGUGAGUCAAAUACUAUUAACCAUUUUUACUGUGAUUUGGUUCCCCUACUCAAACUGUCUUGUUCAAGUACGUUAGCUAAUAAAAUAGUGAUCAUUAUAUUGUCUUUUCCAGUAACUUUGUGUCCAUUAAUAAUUAUUACAUGGACUUACAUUAGUAUUUUAUUAACAAUUCUUCAUAUCUCUGCCACCACUGGGAAACAGAAAGCCUUCUCCACCUGCAGCUCCCACCUGACCGUCGUAUGUCUAUAUUAUGGAACACUAGCAUUUAAUUAUCUGUCUCCAUCUAAAGAAGAAUACUUGGGCCUUCAAAAGUUAGUUUCUGUGCUUUACACUGUAGUCACCCCGUUAUUAAACCCAAUUAUAUACAGUCUGCGGAAUAAGCAGAUCAGAGGGGCAAUAAUUAAAUUUGUCUUCAGGAGGAAAAAUAAAUAA
This is a messenger RNA of Pelobates fuscus (common spadefoot toad), 726 nucleotides long. RefSeq names its product olfactory receptor 1S2-like. NCBI's taxonomy places the organism in Eukaryota, Metazoa, Chordata, Amphibia, Anura, Pelobatidae. The record is from RefSeq and is a predicted model, not a curated record. The transcript has a single exon. Gene Ontology annotation, molecular function: G protein-coupled receptor activity; olfactory receptor activity; odorant binding. The coding region runs from base 1 to 726 and encodes 241 amino acids. Gene Ontology annotation, cellular component: membrane. Gene Ontology annotation, biological process: G protein-coupled receptor signaling pathway.